Molecule: messenger RNA, 1839 nt
Organism: Dromiciops gliroides (monito del monte)
Lineage: Eukaryota; Metazoa; Chordata; Mammalia; Microbiotheria; Microbiotheriidae
Product: very-long-chain enoyl-CoA reductase-like
Exons: 13
Coding region: 549-1739 (396 amino acids)
Biological process (GO): very long-chain fatty acid biosynthetic process
Molecular function (GO): oxidoreductase activity, acting on the CH-CH group of donors
Source: RefSeq, a predicted model, not a curated record
GAAGACGAAGUCAUUUGAUCCUCACCCUAUCAUCAAGCAAUAAUGAGCCGGGUUGUGGGUGGUCCCCUUCCAUGGGGUUAUACAAAGUUCAAAUCAACUUACUUGCUCUACUACAGGGACCUUUAGGGGCAGUAAACAGAACCACACGAUAACUAUGGGUCUUGGCGAUGGAGGCAUUUUAACUUUUCUCACUUUCCCCCUUAGCUUUAGGCUUCUUGCUAUAUCUAUUUGGCUGAAGUCGCUCUGGUCCAGGGGGAGGAGGGCAUAGUGAGGCCCAGGCACAAUCGUGCCUGCCCUUGGGAGAAGUCACAGGGUUUGUAUUCUAGCUUCUUCACCUUCAGGAUUUCCAAGUUGGGAAGAAGAAAUCAAGCUCCCUCUCUUCCCCCUUAGCCUUCCUUCAUCACUCUAUCCCUUAAGUGGGAGACAGCCUUCUGGCUGGCACAUGCUUCUACCCAAGAGCAAUGAGCUAUGUCCUAAUCGGGCAGAAAAAAGGAGCCGGUAUUUCCACCACGGGGCAAUAAGAGCAAUCCGGGGAACGCUUUGAAGAGAUGCGAGAAGCAUCCGAGGACAGGGCCCUGGUUGCCACUGAUAGACAUCUAUGUCGUCAGCAGCCAGCUGGAGCAGGAGCGCAGUCAGCUCUUGGCUCCUCACUGACGUUACUAAGGUUUGCCUGGGAGAAGGAGGGAGGGAGGAAAGGAGAAAGGGGGGGGGGGCUGCUCCGUGACUCUCCUUUCCCAUCGCUUCACCGCUGUACCAAAGUCUCACCAACUGCUUUCCAGGACUGCGCUGGUCAGCCGAGGAGGGAGCAGCAACCCCUAGAUGCAAACGUGGAAAUCCUUGACUACAAGACAAAGAAACAACUAUGCUUUCUGGAUAAGGUUGAACCACAUGCCUCAAUUAAUGACAUCAGAUUGAUGUUCCAUAAAUUUUAUCCCCAAUGGUAUCCAGCAAGACAGUCAAUGAGACUAGAUCCCAAGGGAAAAGCCUUGAGGAAUGAGGAGAUCCUGCAAAGACUUCCAGUUGGCACAACAGCUACCCUCUAUUUCAAAGACCUGGGGCCACAAAUUGGAUGGACAAUGGUGUUUUUGAUUGAAUAUGCAGGCUCACUUUUCAUCUACCUCCUGUUUUACCUCCGAAUGCCUUUUGUCUAUGGCCUGGAAAAGAAACUCAUGUCGAGGAGGCUUCCUGUGGUCAACCUGGCAUGCAUCUGCCAUUCUUCCCACUACAUCAAACGAUUGAUCGAAACCAUUUUUGUCCAUCGGUUCUCUCAUGGGACCAUGCCUCUGAAGAGUAUCUUUAAGAAUUGCUUCUUUUACUGGGGAUUUGCUGCUUGGCUUGCUUAUUACAUCAAUCAUCCUCUUUACACGCCUCCUUCCUACGGACAAAAGCAGAUCAAUUUUUCUCUGAUCACCUUUCUGUUAUGUGAAGCUGGAAACUUUUCAAUCCAUGUGGAACUCAAUAACCUGAGAGGAAAUGGACCAAAGACCCGUCGAAUCCCCUACCCAACCAAGAAUCCAUUCACAUGGCUCUUCUUCUUUGUCUCCUGCCCUAACUACACCUAUGAGGUGGGGGCCUGGAUCAGCUUCACCAUCAUGACUCAGUGUGUCCCAGUGGGAUUAUUCACGCUGGUUGGCUUCAUUCAGAUGACAAUCUGGGCAAAGGACAAACACUGUACUUACGUCAGAGAGUUCAAGGACUACCCAAGCCUCAGGAUGCCAAUCAUUCCUUUCUUGCUGUAGGAAGCAAGCAGCGAUGUGUGGGCACUUCAGCAGACCUAGGGACAGAAAAGUAAACAUUGGAGCCCUGGUCUUCUGGGUUUUCUCAAAAAAAAAAAAAAGA